AUGAAGCUUCUAGGAAUUCGAAUUGGGGAAGCAAAGCCCGAAUAUGCUGAUGCUAUUAAACCUUUGGAUCAUGUAAAACGACUUCAUGAUGUUCCCAAAAAUGAUAAUCAAUCAAUUGAAGAUGGUCCAAAUAGCCAAGAGAGUGAUGGGAGUUCACCAUCACCUGGUGCAAGCACUCAAAAAAGUACGCCAACGAUCGAGAGUUUGAGAGAUGAGGUUGAGGAAAUGGGAUCAUGGACUUCAGGUCGAGAAUUAAAAUUUAGAAUCAUGGAACUUGCCAUUAGUGAUAUAGGUAUGGGUAAGCAUCAAUGGCACUUGUUCAUAUUGUGUGGUAUCGGAUGGGCUGCUGAUAACCUGUGGCUCCAAGGAGUAGCUUUGAUCCUUCCCUCUUUAUCUGCUAAUUUUGAGAUAUCGGAACAAUUGGUUCGGUACGCCACUCUCUGGUUUUACGUUGGAUUAUCACUUGGUGCCGCUGGGUGGGGUAUCGGAUCGGACAUCGUAGGAAGAAGACUAGGAUUCAAUUCGACCCUGGCUAUCACUGGAAUAUUUGCCUUAGGUUUGGCAAAUGCGCCGAAUUUUACCGCAGCUUCAAUUAUUCUGGCAGCAGUUGGAUUCGGAGUUGGGGGCAGUCUUCCCGUAGAUGGAACCAUGUUUCUUGAAUUUCUACCACACGAAAAACGUAGUUACUUAACACUCUUGUCAAUAUGGUGGCCAGUAGGACAGGUGCUCACUUCGCUCCUUGCAUGGCUGUUCCUUGGAACAAAUUUCGACCCAAGCCGCGGUUGGAGGUUCUUCAUAUACUCUCUGGGAGGUAUAACUUUGGCAAUGGCUCUUGCUCGUCUGUUAUUUGAUAACGUCGAGUCACCCAAAUACCUACUUGGCAUAAAUAAGCAAGCAGAAGCUGUAAGAUCUGUUCGUGCACUAGCACAUAAGAACGGCACCCAGACUUGGCUCGCCGAAGAAAUUUUGAACGAAAUAGGGGGAACAAGAGAGAUCACUGAAGAAGUAAAGUCAAGUACAAUAGUGAAGGUUCGUCAAGCGAUUGCAUCUUUUGUACCGGAAACGAGAAAAAAGAUUUCUCCACUGUUUGGAACUCUCCAAUUGGGUAUAAAUACUGGUUUAUUAUGGUUCAUUUGGACUGCCAUUGGAAUGGGGUAUCCAUUAUUCAACGCCUUCUUACCACAAUAUUUAUCGAACGGUCAUAAAACAGAAGAAGACUCCAAUACUUAUCGGAACUACGUAAUAAUCAGUGCCGCCGCCGUCCCAGGCUCCAUUCUGGCUUGCUAUCUUGUCCAUAAAGCAGGUCGUCGGCGACCAAUGGCCUUUGCAACAAUGGUUGCCGGAGUGUUCAUCUUCCUUUUCACCCUCCGCAAUGACAGCAUGUUUCAAGUCGGCUUUGGAUGUGCCGCGUCCUUCUUUCAAAAUAUCAUGUUUGGAAUUCUUUAUGCAUAUACCCCAGAAACAUUUCCCGGGCCCAGUAGAGGAACUGGCUGUGGUAUUGCCCAUUCCCUGGGUAGACUCGGUGGAAUAUGUGCUCCUCUGAUAGCAGCGAAUAUUGGUCCAUCUAAUCCAAGUUUACCUAUUUACCUCAGUGGAGGUCUGAUCCUUGCGGGGUGUUUGGCAAUGUAUUGUCUCAGAAUAGAGACAAAACACAGACAUGCUUCAUUCGAUGUACCAAAGGGCCAAUGUGUAAGAAAGGCUGAAUGUACCACACGGCGAUGUAGAGCCCGUUCCUGA
Sclerotinia sclerotiorum 1980 UF-70 is the source of this 1737-nucleotide messenger RNA. RefSeq lists its product as hypothetical. The record is from RefSeq and is a predicted model, not a curated record. The coding region runs from base 1 to 1737 and encodes 578 amino acids. Gene Ontology annotation, cellular component: membrane. Lineage: Eukaryota; Fungi; Ascomycota; Leotiomycetes; Helotiales; Sclerotiniaceae. Gene Ontology annotation, molecular function: transmembrane transporter activity. The transcript has 7 exons. Gene Ontology annotation, biological process: transmembrane transport.